This is a messenger RNA of Ophidiomyces ophidiicola, 534 nucleotides long. RefSeq lists its product as uncharacterized. Lineage: Eukaryota; Fungi; Ascomycota; Eurotiomycetes; Onygenales; Onygenaceae. Gene Ontology annotation, cellular component: eisosome; plasma membrane. The transcript is spliced from 3 exons. Bases 1 to 534 code for a protein of 177 amino acids. The record is from RefSeq and is a predicted model, not a curated record. Gene Ontology annotation, biological process: eisosome assembly; protein localization to plasma membrane.
AUGAUUCCUUUGAAGCCAGUGAACCUGUUCCUCAGGGCACUUCAGGUCGCCUUUGCAACCAUUGUAAUGGGUCUGAUUGGCGAUAUGCUCAAUGAUUACCGGGGCCACAGUCAAUCGACCGUGAACUAUGUCAUGUUCGCGGUUGCCUUCGCGCUAUUGACGCUAUUUUACCUCAUAGCAGCUAAUGCUAGUGAAAAAUUGGCCAUCCAUCCGGUUAUUCUGUUUAUUGUUGACGUGUUAAAUCUUCUGUUCCUCUUCUGUGCUGCGGUGGCCUUGCCAUCAAAAUUGCAUGCCCCGAAUUGCAGUAAUGAUCUUGCUCUGCAACAUAAUACCAUAACCAACAAAUCAGGAUCCCCACGUAAAACAUGCCGCGAAGCUAAGGCUGCCACAGCGUUCCUUUGGUUUUUGCUGUUUACCUUUCUUGUAACCACCAUUAUCUCCGCAAUCAAUAUGACUGGAGGGUGGAUGGGAAUGAGUGGCCGUGCGCGUCGUCGCUCAUCAAAGGUUGCACCGCAGCCAAUGUCCCAGGUUUGA